AUGGUACUACUCACGGCCAUCAUUCUUGGCAUCGCCGGCCUCUGCCAGGCCGACAUACGCUGGAGCGGGGACACCAUCUCAGUUCCUGGUCGCAUCAAGAACCCCAAGGCGCUCGCGGCAGCCAGCCACAGACCUGUCCCCCGACCCACCCGUUGCAUAUCCGUCAACGGAGGCUGUUGCGCCUCGAGCAAGCCCGUCUGCCAGCCCCACGGCUGCUGCGCGACAGGCACGACCGAGUGCGCCAACGACUCGACCACCUGCAAAAAACCAGGCGAGACGUGCUGCGGCAACGGCUCCGUCUGCCCCGCCACCAAGCCCGUCUGCUCCGGCGGCCUGUGCUGUCCCAAAGACACGACCCUGUGCCUCAACGACCCGACCGUGUGCAAGGAGCUGGACGAGCAGUGCUGCGGUGGCGGGAGCCUGUGUCCCGUCUGGGCGUCGUGCUGUGGUACGGGCGCUUGCUGCGAUUCGACAAACCCCGAGAUUAGCCAGUGCUGUAAGGGAUCGUCUCCUGACAAGGAUACGUGCUGUGGCGAGUAUGAAGUCUGCUGCGACGGGUGGUGCUGCCCGGAGUCUUCGACGUGCAGUUCCACCCCUGGAUACUGCAAUGUGCCCGUUCUUGAGUUUGGAUACGCGCCCAACAACAUCAUCUCCGACCUGGUCGAGAACACUUGUCUCGGAAUACGGCGGCAGAUCGCGCUAGGACGUCCGGAAACGACGCCCAAUCAGCAAAUCUUGACAUACUACGGGCCAGGCUCUCCCAACCGCGAGCUAUCAGACUGCAGGAGCUCACGUGGAUGCUGCACCGGCCGGACAGUUCCAGCAGGCGAACCGGGGGCGGGCGACAAGGCCACCUGCGACGAGUACCCGUUCAACUCGGCCAUCGAGGGCGGAGCAGAUGCGCACGUUGCCUGUGUGAAUGAACACGCCAACAGCGCCGGGGGUGAUCUUAUCGGGCAGAUGGUUUCCGGCAAGCACCGGGGCUUCAAGUAUGCUUUGAGGGUCACGGGCAUCGACUGCACGACUGUCCAGGAGUCUGACGUCCACGGCUGCAAUCCGGCAUGGGAAGGGGAUCUUGCCAUGCUGGCUAUAACAGCCAUGAUGACAAGCCGAUUCCAAUUGUGUGAGUGCCAAGGUAAGUUACAACUCCCAAGAAUCCCAGCGACACAAACAUCUAUAAUGGCAAGACUCUCGCUAUCCUGUGGGCUCGUCGGGCGCCUGCGCAGACGCAAACGGCCAGCCAAGAAUGCAGCGUCGCCCGCGGCGCCCGUUCGAGUUCCCCCAACAUUCGAAACACUACCAGCCGAACUGCGAUGCCUGAUCCUCGAAUCCAUCGAGGAGCUUGAGGACCUGAAGGCACUGAUAUUUGCAUCACCUGUUUACCAUGCGCAGUAUCUGUACCGCCGCAAAUGGUUUCUCCGCCGCAUACUCGAGAACACCCUUGGAAACGGCAACGUCCUCGCAGAUGCAUACGCCGCCCAUGCAUCUGGCUUGCUGCACAAGAAUGCCCCUGGACCUGAAUCGUCCGCCGAUUCUGAAACCUUCCGCCUCUUCAUGGCGCAGUAUGUCGCCCAUCGUUCGGUCCCCCCCCGGCAGCUGUGGGCCCAAACCACCACCACAGAAGGGGAUCUCGCCGAGAUGGCAGCUCUCUAUCUCGGCGUAGCGCGCCCGCUCCUACAGCCGUGCGCGACCAUGUUCUUAUCCCACCUCCGCUCAUCCUUCCCCGUCGGCCCACUUUCUCGGCCGGAGCGCACGCGUCUCCUCCGCGCACUGUACCGCUACCAGACGUACUGCAACCUGUUCGGCAUGGGCCCCACGGGGGAGAUCAAGACAUUCACCCUUCCUAAAGAAGACCGGCUGAUGGAGUUUUUUUGCCGGUUCCGGCCGUGGGAGAUCCAGGAAAUCGAAUGCAUAUAUAUUCUUUUUCGGAACAAAUAUGAGGCCUUGUUCGAUGUCAUCAAGGAUGACGUCGCCAAAGAUCAUCCGCGAUUCCAGGGAUCGGAUAGGCCGUGGGCGCCUGUGGGGUCCUUCGACCUUGCUUCAAUUUACCAACGCCAGCUCCUGCGCGAGGGCACCGCAUCCCGCGGCCUGCAGCCCUUCCUCCAAGUCCUGCAAGCCACCGAGCACGAAGCGCUCGUCGCAGCCAUGCAGCAGCACCUGAGCUCGCACACCGACUUCAUGGAAGACGCCAUGUCCUGGUUGACGCAGAGCCGGCGGCGAGAGCUCUACCCGCUGCCCGAGGACGAAGCGCAGCGGCGGCGCGACCCCAUGCCCUUCCUAGGCGACCGCGAGGGCGAGGGCGCCGACGCCCCGCCGCUCGCCUGGGUCAUCAUGUGGCGCGGCCAGUACAAGAACGAGUUUGGCCGGUCCGUCAAGGACCGGUUCAAGGAGUGGGGCCUCCCCAUCCUCCGUGGUUUCCACCCCACCACCGGCGCCCCCGUCCUCCAAGACCCCCCCAACACCCCCAUCACCCUCCGCCACCUCCUCACCCACACCGUCGGCCUGGCCUACGACCUCGCCGACCCCGACCUAACGAAAUGGUCCGCCUGGAUCGGCCGCACCGACACCAAUCUCCACCACACCCUCGCCGGCUGGACCACCCCGCUCAAAUUCACCCCCGGCCACGGCUGGCAGUACGGCACCGCCAUCGAGUGGGCCGGCCAGCUGGUCGAGCGCGUCACGGGCCGCACUCUCGGCGCGUACCUGGAGGAAACCGUCCUCCGCCCGCUGGGCUUGGCCGAUACCACCUUCCACUCGGCCUCGAAGCCGGAUCAUGAUAAGGCGGGGUGUACAAGGCGGGAUCCUGUGACGGGGUUGCUGGAGAUGUGUCCGCUGCCGGUGCCGCUGGAACCGCCGGUGGAGAGUGCAGGUGCGGGGUUAUGGACCACGGCGCGGGACCAUGCGCGGAUGUUGAGGGCGUUGUUGGCGAUUUCGGAGGGGGGUGAGGAGGGUGGGGUGUUGAGGAGGGAGACGGUGGAUGAGAUGUUUCGUCCGCAGCUGGAUGAGGUGCAGCGGGCGGCGCUGCAGGAUACGGUGAGUCGUCAGCAUGAUAUGAUGGUGCCGGAGUUUCCGCGGGGGAUGGUGGUGCAGCAUGGGAUUGGGGGGCUGAUGAACGUGGAAGAUGUGCCUGGGAAGAGGAGGGCGGGGAGUAUGCAGUGGGUGGGCAUGGCGAACUCACACUGGUGGAUCGAUCGAACGACGGGCAUUGCGGCGACGCUCAUUGUGAAUGUGGACCCGUUUCCGGAUGGUGUUGUUAUUAAGCUGUACGACGAGCUUGAAAAGGCUGUGUAUGGGGAGUUGUUGGCGAAGCUGCGGAGAUAG
Chaetomium globosum CBS 148.51 is the source of this 3321-nucleotide messenger RNA. RefSeq lists its product as uncharacterized. The coding region runs from base 1 to 3321 and encodes 1106 amino acids. Lineage: Eukaryota; Fungi; Ascomycota; Sordariomycetes; Sordariales; Chaetomiaceae. The transcript has 12 exons. The record is from RefSeq and is a predicted model, not a curated record.